Aaosphaeria arxii CBS 175.79 is the source of this 1741-nucleotide messenger RNA. RefSeq lists its product as uncharacterized. The record is from RefSeq and is a predicted model, not a curated record. The transcript is spliced from 2 exons. Bases 125 to 1351 code for a protein of 408 amino acids. NCBI's taxonomy places the organism in Eukaryota, Fungi, Ascomycota, Dothideomycetes, Pleosporales.
CUCACACCUCUUCCUCUGCCACGAUCACAUCCACCAUCACACAAUAAGUACACGCACUACGCACUACGCUUAACGCCUACUCGCCGCCUCCCCCAUUGACAACUACGCUUAGCGUUGGUGCGGAAUGGCGACCGCCGAGCCCGCAUCGAGACCCCAUGACCGACAUACGCACAAGCGGCCCUUCGGCUGGAUAAAGCGCCUCGCGAACCUUAAAUCCUCCACCUCCGAUUCCCCACACUCCUCAGGCAAGAAAGCUCAGGGCUCACCAUCAAAGUCGAAGAAAGGCGCUGGAAAGAACAACAACCCCUACCCGGAAUCCGGACAUCUCAACACCACCAAUGCCAAUACCAGCAGUCCCGGCAAUGGUCACUUGUCCUUCUCGACCUCCGUCUCCCCACAUUCGAACGAAAGCUUCACAUCAGUAGAAGAACGCAACACGGACUGCCAACAGACUGUUGAUAAGAGCAACAAAUCCACUGCGCCAACGGUUGCAACCAAUGUCGAGACCGUACACUCAGGAAGGUCGAAAACGACGGGACACAGCAAUAACCUCGGUGGUGGUGGAAGCACCUUUUCCUCGCCCAGCCAUUCCGAGCGCUCGCUCACCACCACCCUGACAACGAUUCAGUCAACCGCACCAGCAAACGUCCUGGCGCAGACUCAACAAAAUACACAAGCAAAUGCGCCGCCCGUCCAUUUCUCACACCAAUUCCCAACCUCUCCGCCGCCGUCCGCCAUACCCCCUCACCUAACCGCACAACCCCAGCCUUCCUCGUACCAGGCUGCCACGGCAAACAACAUCUUGACGGACAACGCAUCGAUAUUGACAUUGGCUUCCUCUUCCAAGCGCCGCCGCCGGAACUCUCUCGACACAAACGCGUCUGUCCGCGCCUUGGCUCCGUCAUCCGUUUGGGGAGGAAGUCGGGAAUCUCUCCCCCUCAGCGUUCUCUCCGCGAAUCCCGAAAGUAGUACCAUAUACAGUCCUCAGAACCGAUCUGGCGUUGCUGGGUUUGCAAACGCAGAGCGAGCGAGCGUGUACUCUUCGCAGGGAGUAGUAGCACCUGUGCUCGGCAGUGAGCGGAAUAGCUACUAUGCUGGGAAGCAAGCGGAUGCACUGAGCGUUCGCAGUGGACUGCUAGGUCACGGCCGUACUGAUAGUAUCAACGGCAGUAUCCAUGCCACUCCCUCGAGCCCAUUGGCAAGUCCCCGGGAUCCCGUUGGACCGGGCAUAUUGAGCCGGCGCAGCUCAGACUGGAAAGACGCGGCGGAAGCCCACGCAGCUGCAGAUGAUCGCGACAGUCCUUCCAGCCCUGCCUUAUCAAAGAAAGAGGAGAAAGAUAAGCCUGUAUGAAGUUUCUUGCAUGCUGGUUCUUAGCGAAUCAAUCGUCGAGCAAAGUAGUGGCAAUUGACAUUAUGUUCGCAUUAUUGUCUUAAUUUCAUGGAGACAGUCAGAUAUCCCUCCUUCAAUGGGAGUAUCCUCCGAUUUUCUCAUCCUCGGGCUACAUGCGUUCAGGAUAGGGCAAGGCAUCAGGCGUUACUUUAUUUUGACGGGAGUAAAGGAGAGCUAUAGUGUAGGGAGCAAACGUUUCUGUGUUCGGAUUUUACUACAGGUUAUACCCUAGGCUAUCACGGAGGAAGGUCCUUUUCGGUUCCUUUGGAGAGACGGACGGGCGCACAGGCAGAGUAAUCCCAGGUAGCCGGAGUUUAGAAGAAAUCGAAUCGUAUAAGCGUAAUUCUGCCA